AUGUCAUUGUUUUCAAGGAAUUCAUUGCAUUCUCCAAAGAGAAAAUCACAACAAUCACAACAACCCCCCAGACAACCUCCAAUAGGACGACAACAUGGUUCAUUACUUGGAUCACUCAGAAAAUCAGAUACUCCAAUGACGUCUACACCUACCAACGAUGUCAAUAGGAAAACGAUCACUGAUAAAUUGGUUAGUGAUUGUUAUUCUAAACGUUCGGUUGAAAGACGAGGGAAUCAAAUUCCGUCAUUAAUUUACAACACUCACAUUUCAAUUCUUGAAUAUUCACAAUAUGCCAAUGCACCCCCUCCACCUCAACUUGGAAUCAAUCAAGUAGGGAGCGUAAAGGAAAGAGUAUUGGUAUUGUGUACGAAACCUUCAGGAGAGAUUGCCCUUCAAAAGGGGAAAUUCAAUGCACCUAAAGAUAUUUAUCAAAUUGGAAGAACUUGGGACCUUCACGAAUUGAAAGCAGUUAAGAAAGUGAAUUCAGACGCUAUGAUAUUACAAUUGAAUAAAGAUUAUUAUUGGAAAACAAAUGAUAGCGAUAAAGAUGCCGUUUGGAAAUUCUGUCGUUCGGUUACUGAAGCAUACGGCAAACAAUUUGGUAAAUAUCCUCAACUACAAGGAUUUAGUGUCGCCGACUUUAAAUUACCUGCAACUCCAGUACAAAGAUCCAUUAGUGACAGUAACAAAAAGGUAGGUCCCGGUCAAUAUUCUAAUCAGAUACCUGAUAUGUAUAAAGAUAUAGACUUUACAGCUAAUGGGAAAUUACCAAUGAAACCAAUGAUGGUAUUAGCUCUGGAUAGGCCAGGAAAUGUUGCGCAUGUGGAGCCAGUCAAGAGUAGAGAACCUAGUCUCGACUCUAAUAGACAACAAAUACGAUCACAACCAAUGUAUCCAAGAAGUGGCAGUAUUGGAAGUGGUGGUAAUCAGCUGUUUAGUUCAAAAGAGUCUGUUGAUAGAUCGUAUGAUACCAAGAGUCGUGAAUCACCAUUAAGGAACUAUGUUUCCAAUACCGACAAAACACCCAUUGAGCAAGACAGAGAUGCCCCAGAAUCAUUAGAAAGUGCUGCCCGGACAGGAAGAAUCUUACAAGAAAGAUUGCUGCGUUUUUCAUUAACUCCCGAACCACAACAAUCAACUGGGGAUGCAUUGAAGGAAUUCUCAGAUGCUAUUCCUCCAAGAAUACCUAUGACUCCUGAUUUUGGAAUUGAAGAAAUCACCGAUGAUAGUGAUGUCGAACCAACAAGUGCCCCUCAAAGUAUAUCCAUAAAGAAGCGUCCCCUGCAACAACAGCAGCUGUUAAAAAAGUUUGCGAGUGAAUCUCCUAGAGCUUCUCAAUUUAUGGCAGAGUCAACUCAACUUGAUAUGAAUCAAUCGAUACAAGAUCUUGAGAAGAUGUUAGAUACGAGUAUUAAUAAGUCCAAUGUGAGUUUGAGUGCUGGCGGUGGUAGAGAAGGAUCUGUUGAUCAUAGUUUACCAGUUUUUAAAAUUGAAGGUGAGAAUGGGAAAGCUAUUACUGUUAAUGAUAAAUACAUUGAAGCUGAGCCAUCACUUGAACCCGGUUUAAAUAUUGUUAAGAAAAUGGAAGGGGUUUCGCCUAUUGAUGAAAAUAAGAUUGAAAAGGAUCCUGAAGUUGAUGAAAUUUUUGAUGAAAUAGGUUGGUCAGUUAAAGAUAAUUCGGAAUCUUUAAUUAAGAAAUUAAAUAAUGAAUUAACUAAUGUUAAACAAUUGGCUGUACAAGAAUUAGUUUCGGUUAAUUUAUCAGAAAGUCAAACUAAUGAUAUCACCGUCUCGAUUGAAGAGGUUGAGAAUUUGAAUCAAAUUUUCCAAAAAAUGGAAAUUGAUUUGAAAUUUUUAACUCCAGAGAUUAAUUUAAUUGAUGAAAAUUCUCAUGGGUUACAAGUUAAGUUUAUCAAUAAGAAAAUGUUAUAUAAUGAUUUGAAAUCAAUUUUGGAUAAAGUUAGUGUCAAUAUUGAAGAAUUGGAUGAUAUUUCUGACUUUAAAUCGUUUGAUGAUUUACGUUUAGUUGGACCAUUAGAGAUGAAAUUACUAAAAUUAUAUAAUGCAAUAAGUACGAUAAGAUCAGAUAGUGAUCAAACUGAUGGAUUGAAUUCAAUGAAGGCAUUACAACAAUAUCAAUCAAAAUAUGAUAAGGUUAACUUAAAUUUUGUCAAGAAUUUUAAUCAAUUUAUCAGAGAUGAAUUCCAAUCGAUUAUUAGGAAAUGUUCAGAAGAUUUUACUAGAUUUCAACCAUCUAAUUUAUUGAUUCCAUUGAACAGAUUAAUUGUAUAUUCCGGGUUGACUUAUUUUAUUAAGGAAGUUGCCGAACGUGAAUUUAGAGACUUGAUUCAAUUUGUUAAUUCCUUAUUUAGUGGAUUUUUAGAGUCCUGGAUCAAAUCAAAAUUACAAACUAUCUUGUUGGCACAACAACAGAACGCUAAUCUCGGAGAACAAAAUCACGAACUUGUCCAAUCCAUGACAAGUUCCAUUCUGUCGAUGAGCAUGAGUGAUUCUUUGGAUGGAACACCAUUGAGAAAGUCUAGGACGUUACGUCUUUCAAGAAAAAUGGGCAAAUUUGGUGGAUUAUUACAUGACAAUGAAGGAGGUACCCAAAAGAACAAAUUAGAAACCAUUCGAAGAAAAAUGACCACAGGAUUAGGUGGAUCUGAAAUUGAUGAUCCGAAAUUAAUUAUUGCAAUUGUGGAAGAUGCAAGACUUGUGAUUUCAUAUGUUCAAUAUUUCAUUGGGAUGUUUUUCCAUUAUGAUAAUAGUACUACCAUGAAUGAUUUCGGGGAAUAUUUACAAGUGAAACCAUUUAAUGACAGGAGGAAAUUGAUUGAUGAUUUGCCAAAUAUUGAUACUGUUAAUGUGGAUAAGAAUUAUAAUUCAAGUGAUUUGAUUAGUAAUAUGACUAAUAUAUUUGGUAAUUUUAAUAAUAUAUUUAUGAAAAAGGUUAAUCCUGUGGAAUUAAACAUACCGGUUAUUUUAUUAUAUUUGGAAAAUUCGACUAUCAAUAUUCAAGCUAAGAAUCAAGAAUUCUUAUUGAUAAAUUUCCUUAAGAAAUUGAAUGAUAAAUAUAAAUCAUCAUGGCGUAAAUUUGUCAAUUCUCAAGUUGAAUUGUUGAAUAAUUCAAUUAUAGUUGCAAAAUGUGGAGUAUUAUCAUCAGUUAAGAAUAUCAAUUAUGUGUUGUUAAUAACGGAAAGUUCAAUAGAUAAUAGAGACAUUAGAGGUCUUGCCGUUAAAGAUAUGAUAGAUAAAGCAUAUGAAGAAAUUUCCGAUUCUUUAAUUAAUUUAUUUUUGAGAGAAGAUCCAUUAUUAAAGAAUCAUGAUCUCGAUGAUAAAGAACGUGAAUAUAGAAAUGUCAGUAUAUUACAGAAUAUCUUUUAUAUUUUGCAACAAUUCCAAGAUUUUGGAAAUACUACAAAUGAUACUACUAAGAAAUUGAUUCAAAAAUUGGAAAGUAUUUUUAAACAAGUUGAAAAGGAAUAUUUCCAAAAACAAUUAAACAAGAAUAUCGGGAAAUUGGUUGAAUUUGUAAGUAAUUACGAAGCACUUGAGAAGAUGCAUAGUGGUAAAUACAAUAAGAAAUACGUUAAAUCAAUGUUGGCCAAUUAUACCCAAAAGGAUAUUUCAUUGAAAGCCAUGGAAAUUAGCAAAAAGUUCGAAAAACAUUUCAUUACUGGGAAUGAUAUGGUUGAGAAAGAUAUGGUUGAUAAGUUAUGGAAUGACCUUUGUGCUGUAUUUGUUGACUAUUUCCGUAGGUUGGAUUCUAUUUUGAGACGUGAUUUUGAUAGGGAUUUCGAAUAUAAUGUCACUAAAGCUGACAUUCAACAUAUUUUUAAAUCUAUUCGUAAUUAG
Hemisphaericaspora subhashii is the source of this 3858-nucleotide messenger RNA. RefSeq names its product GTP-Rho binding exocyst subunit (gene SEC3). Gene Ontology annotation, molecular function: phosphatidylinositol-4,5-bisphosphate binding. Gene Ontology annotation, biological process: exocytosis; Golgi to plasma membrane transport. Lineage: Eukaryota; Fungi; Ascomycota; Pichiomycetes; Serinales; Debaryomycetaceae. The record is from RefSeq and is a predicted model, not a curated record. Gene Ontology annotation, cellular component: plasma membrane; exocyst. The coding region runs from base 1 to 3858 and encodes 1285 amino acids. The transcript has a single exon.